Molecule: messenger RNA, 888 nt
Organism: Brugia pahangi
Lineage: Eukaryota; Metazoa; Nematoda; Chromadorea; Rhabditida; Onchocercidae
Source: the annotation of a GenBank genome assembly
AUGAUUUUAAUCGUUUGCUGGGUUUUCGAAACGCCAGAAACGGAAUUUCGAAAUCGAAUUGGUUCACGUGAGGAGAAAGCGAUCGUACGGGAAGGCUCCAUUGGUAACGAUUCGAAAAUACGCUCCGCCUUGACAAGCGUUUUGGCAAAAAAAAAUGGCGAAAAAUAUAACUUUUUUGAAGAUGAACAAGUGCGAAAAACGGGUUCAAUUUUCGAAAGGCGGAAGGAUAUGCAAUAUGUCAAAGAGGCAUUACCACGUGCACGCUUAAAUGGUUUUCAUAUAAAGAUGGAAGAUGACUGUCCGCAAGGUGGCGAUGAUACAAGGUUAUCCGUACUUCGUGCUCUCGGAACGCACAACUGUCGAACAGUACCGUGCGUUCUUUGUGAGCGAAAUUUAGUUGUUUACGACAGAUAUCCGCUCAUCGAUGGUACCUUCUUUCUUUCGCCAGUACAACACUCCAAAGCUGCAGUUAACAUGAAAUUUGAGUCCAAGACUGGUUAUUUGCAUGCAAUUUGCAUCACAUGCAUGCACACCGAGUGGAAAUGUCCCGGUUGUGGUAACAGUGGAUGGUUUCUUGGUUCGGCGUUAAUUGUAGGAACACUGUACACUUACGACGUUUUGUCAAGUACCAUUUGUUGUAUACCAGUUUGCAGACAUUGUCGUGCACUAUGGCUUGACUUGGAACCAAGCUGUAAAACAAAUCGAUAUUUGGGGAAGAAAACACUUGAAGAACGUCGUUCUUCCGAUAUUUAUCGUUUGAUUUUCUAUCACAGGUUUUGCACCGAUCAUUCUUUUCAAAAAAAGAAAAGUGAAAAUGACGGUGUUCGUAAUUACCUUUUCCACUUUGUCGAACAAAGAUCGAACAUCGAUGACUACUGUGACUCUUAA